Molecule: messenger RNA, 774 nt
Organism: Exophiala spinifera
Lineage: Eukaryota; Fungi; Ascomycota; Eurotiomycetes; Chaetothyriales; Herpotrichiellaceae
Exons: 1
Coding region: 1-774 (257 amino acids)
Cellular component (GO): nucleus; cytoplasm
Source: RefSeq, a predicted model, not a curated record
AUGUCUGAACACCAUCCACCGCUCACCUACGAGCCCUCCGCCUCGACACAUCCAAUCCGUUCCUCCAGUCUUCCUCCUGAAGUGUCUCAAUGUCUCAAGAAUGCACGCUUCCUGCAUCUGGGCACCAUUUCCUCCGCUCCCGACUCAUCUCAGCCUACACCGCACGUGAGUCUAAUGAACUACACGUUUCUGCCAAACUACCUGGAGCACGGGCCGGUGAUAAUAAUGACCACCUCUGCGCAAUCCAUCAAAACUCGAAACCUCACCUCAAAUCCGAAGGUCUCCCUGCUCGUCCACGACUGGGUCAGUCAUCGUCCUCCCACCGCGACAUCAGUAUCUGGCGAGCGCUCGGGCAGUCCCCCAGCUGCCGCAACUCGGUCCAGUCUGGCCAGCUUACUGCUGAACCUGAAUACCUCGGCGCUGAGCUCCAUAUCCACCACCAUAACUGGUGAAGCACGAUUUCUCGAGCAAGGAAGUGAUGAAGAGAAGUGGUGUAAAGAGACUCAUUUAGCAAACAAUACCUUUGGAGAUCAGGCAAAGGAGGAGAUCGGUCUAUUCGGCGUACAGCACCACGCACCAAAUCCAGAUGAUGCCGGAAGCUGUUACAUUGGCGCUGAGGAUGUGAGAGUGGUCAUUGUCCCGAUCCGAGAAGGACGAAUAGCAGAUUGGAAGGGUGGUGUCAAGGAUUGGAUUUUAUUUAAUGAAGAUGUGCAGGCACCGGAAGACAGCUCAAGAGGUCGAAGUAAUGGACAGCCACUGGUAAAUGGGAUAUAG